This is a messenger RNA of Amaranthus tricolor (Joseph's coat), 693 nucleotides long. RefSeq lists its product as uncharacterized. The transcript has 2 exons. Lineage: Eukaryota; Viridiplantae; Streptophyta; Magnoliopsida; Caryophyllales; Amaranthaceae. The record is from RefSeq and is a predicted model, not a curated record. The coding region runs from base 1 to 693 and encodes 230 amino acids.
AUGGGGAACCACAUGAACCCUUCAAUCCUAAACGGGUCUUACGCCAAGGGGACCCUAUGUCACUCUUACUCUUUGUCAUUAAUGGAGUAUCUAUCCAGAAUGUUGAAUAGUGCUAGCACUCUGGGAUCCUUUAAGUUCCACCCCAGAUGUCGGAGGCUUAAAGUCACCCACCUGUGCUUCGCUGAUGACCUCAUGUUGUUCUCGAAAGGCGAUUUAGACUCUAUUCGCAUAUUAAGCCAAUGUCUAGACAAAUUUGCCUCUAUAUUCGGCUUACAUGCUAACAAGAACAAGUCUGCCAUCUACCUUGCUGGGUUACCCUUGGUGGUGAGAGAAGACAUUGCAUCUCAGAUGAGUCUUCCCAUGGGUGCUCUCCCCUUCAGGUACCUAGGGAUCCCCCUCACUUCCAAGAAGAUAUCUGUAGCAGAUUGUGGUGUUCUGAUUGACAAGAUGACUGCUUGGCUCCGUCUAUGGUACUGUAAUAAUCUUUCUUAUGCUACACCUGUUUAUUUGCCUCGUGUGGUUAUCAAGAAAGUGAAUAGUAUUUGUCCAUCAAAUCCGUGGCAUGGUGAUGUCACUAAUAGCUCUGGUGAAAACGUCACUUGGUCCAAGGUCUAUCAACCUAAGAAAUGUGGUGACCUAGGGGUCGAGAACCUUGAAGUGUGGAACUUGGUGGCUGUGGGGAAACUUGCUUAG